UCGACCACCAUCAAACAGUGGACUAAAAACAUAGGAAGUGAAAGUAGAGACUGAGCGGAAAAACUAAUUUAGAAAGUUUCCGAUAUAUGUUUGUACGGUGUGUCACGCUGUCAACCCUAGACGGUAGAUGUUAUUUAAGAGAGCGAUAGAAACAUUUAGUGAAAGAUGAAUAUCUGGAGGGCGUGUUCUACUGUAAUCAGUUUGUUCUGGUUAACAGGUGAUACAGUUACAGGUAAUAAAGUGAGAUAUGAGCGAGCUAUUGGUGGAAGGCCUAUAUCACGUGGUCAAUGGCCGUGGCUUGUGGUAUUAAGAGCUACCAUUACAACGCAGACCUUAUUUGGUAUUAUACCAAUACGUCAUAAACAUAUUUACUGUGGUGGAUCGGUUCUCAAUGAUAGAUGGGUUGUUACAGCUGCUCAUUGUUUUAAAGAACCAGGGAGUCAAGCGAGAAGACCCCAUAAAUGGGAAGUAAGAUUAGCAACCAUUUCCCUGAGGAUGAAUCCACUGGAGAGAAUACGCCAUGUUUUAGGUCAGAUUUUCCAUCGUUCUGAUUGGGUACAAUGGGAGAUUGACGUGGAGCGAAUAGUUAUACAUCCACAAUAUGAUUCAGCAGAUUCGUGGGCCAAUGAUAUAGCUCUGGUGAAACUAGAAAGAUCCGUACCUUCUGGCGUUAGUUACUCAGCCAUCAGACGAAUAAAGCUACCAGUACAGGGAGAUAACUCCUUUCCUUCUGUUGGUCAAACUUGUGUAGCUAAAGGAUGGGGCUGUACACACAAUGGUGAAGGUCCAUCGUCUGUUGCUAGAGAAUUAGAGUUACCUAUAUAUGGAGAUAGUCAAUGUCGUCAUCAAUAUCAACUGAAUACAAUGUCUAAACGUAUAUGUGCUGGGUAUAGAAAUGGUGGAGUAGGCGUAUGUGCGGGUGACAGUGGCAGUCCUCUAGUCUGUGAGAGAGAUGGUGACUAUGUUCUAGUUGGUAUCGUGUCAUUCACCAGUCGAGAUGAUCCAGAAUUAUAUCCAGCAGUUUCUACCAGAGUUUCAGAUUAUGUUCAGUGGAUAAAUACAACCCUGAGAACGUUAUAAAUAUUGAUAUUAUAUUUAACCAUUAGUAACAAUUAAACGUGAAGUUGUCACCAUGAACUGAUAUAGUCAAUCAUUACUUACAAAUGAACGUUACUUAAAAUCCUAUGUUACUUUGUGUAUAAAGAUUCCCAUUUUAUUCUUAGUUACCUUUACAAACUAACUUAAUAAGAUGUGUAUUUGUAGUCCUGAAAGUUAUUAAAAUUCAUAUUUAAUCGCUAAA
Messenger RNA from Patella vulgata (common limpet), 1300 nucleotides. Its product is annotated as serine protease 1. Gene Ontology annotation, molecular function: serine-type endopeptidase activity. NCBI's taxonomy places the organism in Eukaryota, Metazoa, Mollusca, Gastropoda, Patellidae. The transcript has 8 exons. The record is from RefSeq and is a predicted model, not a curated record. Gene Ontology annotation, biological process: proteolysis. The coding region runs from base 166 to 1080 and encodes 304 amino acids.